This is a messenger RNA of Micromonas pusilla CCMP1545, 1423 nucleotides long. RefSeq lists its product as uncharacterized. The coding region runs from base 656 to 1375 and encodes 239 amino acids. The transcript has 5 exons. The record is from RefSeq and is a predicted model, not a curated record. Lineage: Eukaryota; Viridiplantae; Chlorophyta; Mamiellophyceae; Mamiellales; Mamiellaceae.
GCGACGCCGCGGACGCGUUUUUCGCCGCCGCCGUCGCCGCGACCAACCUCGAGCGCGCGCCGCCGCGCGCGCGGAACGCGCGCGGGAUGUCCGACGCCGCGUCCGCGAACGAUCUGAUCGAUGUCGUGGAUUGGCUCGACCGCGCGGAGGAGUUGUACGCGACGGUUCGUAUUCUCGAAUCGUCGCGACGGUUCGCGUCCGCGUCCGACGCGCCGUCUCGUUGCGCGCGUCUCGACCGCCUCGCGGCGGCGUUGAUCCGGCUCUCCGGUGCUGACGCGGUGAGCUCCCCGGUCGCGGGGACGUCCGCGCGCGCGAGGGAGAACGCGAGAUCGCGCGCGUUGGACGUCUUGGCCGAAAUUAAGGCGCUGGGGGAGGAUAAUUGUGGCGGUGGCGCGACGUCCAGAGCGAAGCGUUGGGCGCGACGGCUGGAUGGUGCGGCGAUAACCUUAUGAAAAACCAUACAACGCGAACACCCCUUAACGCGGUUGAUUUUGGCGAGAGAGUUGACACGUGUCGAUGUAAACGCGCAUGGAAACUUGAUUUCUCUACGAACACGUACCAGGAAAUUAAAUCCGCAGUUUAGGACACCUACGGCGGCCUCGGCGCCGCGCGGGCGUUUGCAUUGUCACGUGCUCCGGUGUCGGCGACCUUUACGAUGACGAGCUGCAUAAAUUUCAUUGUUACAUUGGAGCCACCGACACCUCCACACGCGCUAAGUCGCGACAUUACCUCACACGGACGGGAGCUCGCCUCUUCGACCAGUCGUCGCGCCGUCGCCGAGUUUUCGCGUCGAGAGUCUUCCGCGGUCCCCCUCUCUCCCGUCGUCGCCGUCGCCGUCAUCCUGUUUGCCCAUACGAACCCCUCCCACCUUCUUCACCGCGCCGACCGAGCCUCCGCCCGCAAACCCGAUGACCUCCACGUGCAAACCCCCGCCGCCGCGCGCUGUGCUCAGACCACCGACUUUGUGCAGAUCCGUGUCCUCGAACCGAACGCGCGCGGCGGUGGUCGCCGCGGGCUCGCGAAGCGUCAUCAACCCGUCUCGCGUCUCGAACGCGCGCUCGACGAACACGCCGUCCUCGUCUUUGAUCCACACCGUCCGUCCAGGGAGAUCGUCCGGGGCGUCCGUUCGAAGGGCCGUCACGACGACGGGGACAGGCCUUUCCGCGUCCGGCGCGUCCGGCGCAUCCGGCGCGAGCGACACGUUGAACUCAAUCUCGAGCGCUUUCCACCACGCGCCGACGAGCCCGCACCGACCGAAACGCACGUCCGACCCGGGACGGUUCCACCCCGUCUCCGUGAUCGCGGUUCUCUCCGCGCAGCGCAGCGCGCGCCCGAGCGCAGGAGGCGCGAACGACGCCGGGUUCGUCAGAUCUAGAAUGACGAGGACGUCCCCGGCGCGAAAGUCGUCCGGCUUCGCGUACUC